CUGAGUGCUAACUGCUAUGCUAGCUAGCUUCUCAAAACGACCAAACAUUUCCCUUAUAUCUGAGUAGGUGGUGCAAUAUAAGAUGCCACCCAAGAAGAAAGGAUCAAGUAAAAAGCCUCCAAAGGCGAUAACUCCCACGCUUAUUGAUGGCCUUUCCAAAGAUGAGAUGUCCAAGGAGCAGCUGGAAGAACACAUUGUGCGCCUUCGAGAGGAGCUGGAUAGAGAGAGGGAAGAGAGAAACUACUUUCAGCUCGAGAGGGACAAAAUCCACUCGUUUUGGAAGAUCACAGAAAGACAACUUGAGGAGGUCAAGGCUGAGCGGAAGAACUUUGAUAAGGACAUAGAAGAGGAUGAGGGGCGCCACCAAGUAGAGAUCAAGGUCUAUAAGCAGAAGAUGAAGCACCUCCUGUGUGAACACCAGAACACCAUCUCUGAGUUGAGAGCAGAUGCUUUAGUCUCCACUCAGGCGGGGCAAAAAGAGCAAGGACAGCUAGAGACUCAGCUUCAUAAGGACAUGAAGGCCAUCAUGGUCGACAAGCAGGAACACGAUAAUGAAAACCUCGUCAAGGAACUUGAUCUGAAAAAUGCUGAAGAAAUUGCUGAAAUAAGAGACAGCUUGGAGAAGAAACUCGCAGGAAUCCAAGCCAAGUAUGAGAAAAAGAUGGAUAUACUGCCAUUAGAGCUGCACAACAUGAGGAAACAAGAGACCAGUCAGAGAGAAGCACUUUGGAACAGACACAUUAACACUGUUAUAGAAGACCACAACCAAACCUUUAAGGAAGCGAAAGCUCUCGUUGAUGGCAUGCCUCAGGAUUUGGAUACGAACGAUACAGUCAAGCUACUAAUACAAGCCAUGAAGUGCAAACAGAAGCAGAAGAUACAGGAUUUGACCGAUCUUUGGGACGAUAACAAACGUCUCACUGAGCUUCUAUCCAACGUCAAAGAGCAAAUUGUUAAAAAGGAGAAAAAAAUCCAUAACUAUACAACGAAAACGGAUUUCAAUGAAAAGCUAAAAAAGAAUGAGCUGGAUGAUCUGAAACGGGAAUGUGAAACUAUGGAACAGAAAUUCAGCAAGCUUCAGCAGGAAAGGGAUGAGCUAUACAAGACCUUCACUGAGAACGUUCAGAAGGUGCAGCAUAAAGUGAAUCUGAAGAGCUCGCUGCUGGAGUUGAAGCUGGAAGGCCUGACAGAGAGCGUGGAGAAGACGCAGGCUCAGCUCUUCUCUGUGAUUUCUGCCUCUAACAUGGACCAAACUGCCAUUAAUGGGGUCACUAACAAAAUUGAGGAAUAUCUUGACUCCAGUAAUAAUUCCAUCAAGAAGUUACAGAAUAAAAGAGCUCAGAUUUCCAAGGCUCGUAAGGAUUUGCUGCUGACCUACGAAGCAAAGCAAAGAUCUCUCCGUGUCUCGGUGGUGGGGUUUUGAGUUAAACCCUUUGAGAGCAGUCAUGCCGGGAAACAGUCUCUAACAGGACUUGGAUCUUGGAUUUGCCCAAAAAUGGGAAGUAAUAUACACUGUAAGAGUUAACAGCAAAUCAUCUCUCUUUUUUGCCUCUGAUAUCAUUUGUCUGACAGCUUUGUCAU
This is a messenger RNA of Trematomus bernacchii (emerald rockcod), 1581 nucleotides long. Its product is annotated as dynein regulatory complex subunit 4-like. Gene Ontology annotation, molecular function: microtubule binding; small GTPase binding. The record is from RefSeq and is a predicted model, not a curated record. Gene Ontology annotation, cellular component: microtubule; Golgi apparatus; motile cilium. Gene Ontology annotation, biological process: flagellated sperm motility. NCBI's taxonomy places the organism in Eukaryota, Metazoa, Chordata, Actinopteri, Perciformes, Nototheniidae.